Molecule: messenger RNA, 2809 nt
Organism: Salvia miltiorrhiza (redroot sage)
Lineage: Eukaryota; Viridiplantae; Streptophyta; Magnoliopsida; Lamiales; Lamiaceae
Product: protein NPGR1
Molecular function (GO): protein binding
Source: RefSeq, a predicted model, not a curated record
AAGGGGCAGUAUUAUUAGAAAUAAUGAGUUGCAAGGUCAAUUUAAAAUAAGUUUGGAGAAGACAUCAAGAUUUGAGAAAACCUCAAAAAACAAAAAAUGAAGAGAUUUGUGAGUAAUAGAGAGAAUCUUAAGACAGCAGGUGCCUAGUGUGGAACAACCCACCACUGCAAAAGCCUCUCUGUAUUGUCACUCAAAACUACCCAUAACUCUUACUACCAAACAAAAACAUUGUCUUUUGCAACAACGAUAUUUCAAAGCCUCCCAUCAAACUCAACCCCAGAUCUCCAAGACCAAAAUCCCAUUUUCAAAUUGUCUUGCUUUUCACACCCACGUCGCUUUACCGAUGAAUCUAACACAAAAUGUGAGAAAGUUUUGAUUUUUUCUCCGCUUGCUCCUUUUUUUUCAAAAUUUCAGCCUACUUUUGUUUGCUUUACAAUGGAUUUCUUGAAUCUUUCUUCAUUACCUAGCUUUUUCUCAUGAGAAUUGGUGAAAAGAAAUAAGAGAAAGGCGAGAAGUGGGAUUUGUUAGCUUUGCUUCUCUGGGGCAAAAUAUCAAACAUGUUGUGCGCGUGUUCCGGAGAGCAAUUCAAGCUCGAAGAGGCAAUCCCGCAGUCUCCUGAAUCACUGGCCACGAGGGAUUUUUCUGCCAGUGGCAUCUCAUCGAGAACUGGAAAUGGUGAUUGGGAAUCCAAGCUCGAAGAUGCUCAAGUUGAUGAAGCCGAGUCCACGUUGAAGGAGGCACUUUCUCUGAAUUACGAGGAAGCUAGAGCGUUGCUGGGAAGACUUGAAUACCAAAGAGGCAAUUUUGAUGCUGCCCUUCAAGUUUUUCAAGGGAUUGAUAUCAGGCUGCUAUCCCCUAGAAUGUCCAAGGCCAUUACUGAGAGAACUCGACCACGAAAAUCACGGUCUUCCAGAGGCAGAAGUGUGCUGACUGGUGUAAUGUCGCUGCAUUCAGUCAGCCUACUUCUUGAAGCAAUGCUGCUCAAAGCUAAUUCUCUAGCUGAGCUGGGGCGUGUUAAAGAAGCCGCGAGGGAGUGCAAGAUUAUCUUGGACACGGUCGAAUCAGCUCUUCCUCACGGUAUAUAUGGUGAGGUGAAUGGAGAUAGUAAAUUGCUGGAGAUGUUUCACAGAGCACUCGAAUUGCUUCCCAAGCUAUGGUUACAAGCAGGGUCUCUAGACGAGGCGAUUGCUGCAUAUCGGAGGGCGCUGCUGAGGCCAUGGAAUCUAGAUCCUCAAAGACUGGCGAAAGUGCAGAAGGACCUAGCAGCCACAUUGCUCUACGGAGGUGUCGAGGCAAGCAUUCCUUCCGAGUUUAAACCUAUCGGAGCCACAUUCCCUGACAGCAGCAUGGAGGAGUCGAUUCUUCUGUUGUUUAUACUGAUGCAGAAGGUUGUUUACGGUGAAAUCGAGUGGGAUCCUGAGAUUAUGGAUCAUUUAACUUUCGCACUCGCAAUGUGUGGAGAAUUCGAGUCUUUGGCAGAUCACGUGGAGCAAGUUCUGCCUGGGAUAUACAAUCGAGCUGAGAGGUGGUACUUUCUCGCUCUCUGCUACAGUGCUGCUGGUCAGAAUAGGACAGCGCUGAAUCUUCUAAAGAAAGUGUCUGGAUUGUCGGAGAAUAACCAUAAGCCUCAUCUAGCAUCAUUCUUGCUCGGAUCGAAGGUCUGUGCUCUAGAUCCAGCCGAGUCUUUGGAAGGGGUGAACUUUGCGCGCAGAGUAAUUGAUGCCUCGAUAAACCAAAACGAGCAUAUGCUAGGCCAAGCUCAUAAGUUUCUCGGCAUCUGCUAUGGGAAUGCUGCGAUGAUAUCCAUGUCGGAUUCUGAAAGAGUCGCUCUACAUAAAGACUCGGUUAACUCCCUAAACCUUACAUUAUGCGCUGGGAUCAAAGAUCCGGAGAUCAGCUUCCAGCUCGGGCUAGAAAACGCGGUCCAGCGAAACUUGGCUUCAGCUUUCAACCAAGCCAUGACAUACUCAAAAACGAGUGCGGGAAGCUCAGCGAGAGGCUGGAAGCUUUUGGCGCGCAUUGCAUCAGCCGAGCAGAGGCUGGUGGAUGCAGAAGCCGUCGUUGAUCUUGCAUUGGAUGAAACAGAGGGCAUCGAACAGCUCGAGCUUCUUAGGUUAAAAGCCCUCGUUCAGAUCGCUCAAGAGCAACCGAAACAGGCUAUAGAAAGCUAUAGGAUCUUGCUAGCUCUGAUUCGGGGACAAGGUGAAAAUCCUGAAAAAAGCGCGAAUGAGGUGGAAGCUGAGAGGAGUCUCGAGUUAGAUGCGUGGUUAGAUUUAGCUCGACUUUAUUCGAACCACGAGCUAUGGUUGGAUGCGGAUAUCUGCAUUCGGAAGGCCAAGGCGAAGAAAUUCUACUCCGCUCGUGGCUGGCACGAAAGAGGGAGGCUUUUCGAAGCCAAACAACAAUAUCGAGAUGCGAUCGCGGCGUUCGCGGUUUCUUUGUCGAUAGUACCGGAUUACGUCCCGAGUAUAGUUUCUACCGCUAGAAUACUGUUGAAGAUGAGUGAUCGCUCGCUCCACAUUGCGAAAAGUUUCCUAAUGAGCGCGUUACGGUUGGAGCCCACGAGCCACGAGGCGUGGUCCAGCCUCGGGCACGUCUACAAGAUGGAAGGAUCGGUGCAGCAAGCAGCGGACGCGUUCCAAGCGGCGCAUGAGCUCGAGCUCUCUGCCCCUGUCCAAAGCUUUGUAUGACACCACACAUUCAUUUGUUCCAUAAAAAUUGAAUGCUAAUUUUGGUCAUAAAAGAAGCAAUUCUUUCAUUGCCUUGUUUUGAUGGUACGGUGAAAUAAAAUGAUGUCAAUAGGUGUGAA